AUGGAUAUGAAUUCAUCAGAUAUUAAUAAAGUAGAAAUCUUACCUUUUGGUGCAAUCCCUUCUAUACAAACACUUGAUAAUCCUAAAUAUAAAGAAAUUCGUUUACAUUCAAAUAAUAUAAGUUAUAAUGAAGAUAUACAAGAUCAUUUACCAAUUGAUCAUUAUAAAGCAGAUAGAGUAUUAAAGAUGUAUUUGGAAAAUUUAAAAAAGAUGAGAUUGGAAUAUAUAACAAAAAUAUCUGAAUAUAACAAUAAAAGUACAAAUGUUUCAGAAAUAUAUUCUAAUAGUACAUCAUUUAAAAAUAUAGAUAAUUCUCCUGAAGUAGAAAUUGAUUCUAAUUUAUAUAGUAGUGAUAUAGAAGUAUUGAAUUAUGAAGAAGUAAAUAUUGAUAUUAUAAACAAGAGUGAUAAAGUUAACAAUUUUUUUCAAAACAUGCCAAAAAUAAAAAUGGAAGAUAUUUUAAAUAUUAAUAUGAAAUUAGAUAAUAAAAGUGUAAAGAAUUCCCAAAUAAAUUCAAAUAAUAUAAAUUUUAUUAAUACAAGUUUAGAAUAUCAAUAUAAUGAUUAUAAUAGUAAAUCAAAUAUUUCUAUGAUUAAUAAUAAUAUAACAUAUAAUAAAGAUGAAGAUAUUUAUAGAAAUCUUCAAC
This is a messenger RNA of Cryptosporidium muris RN66, 646 nucleotides long. RefSeq lists its product as uncharacterized. The record is from RefSeq and is a predicted model, not a curated record. Lineage: Eukaryota; Apicomplexa; Conoidasida; Eucoccidiorida; Cryptosporidiidae. The transcript is spliced from 2 exons. The annotation marks the transcript as partial.